GAGGAGAGCUAGUGAGUGCAGUUUGAGUUGUGCUUUGCGCUCAACGGCAGCCAGAGGUGUGUUCCGGCUCCACACUCUGUAUCUCUGCGUUGCAGAACCCCAGCAUGCAGCCAGCCUGAGUACCAUGUCAGCUGUGUUGGCAAAGGGUUACAGCUCAUCUGAAGGGAAGGUGGCAUCUUGCUUUGAGGAGGACAGAAGAUAAAAGAAGACUGACCAGUUGCAGAGAGAGGGGGGAUAUAACUGAAAGCCCCCCUCGCCUCACUAAACAGAGCAAAAACGGAAGGCUUUGGAGUAUUCAAUUUUUUCUUUCGUUUUAUAUUUUUCUUAUUCCUCAUCGCGGUGCUGGGAGGUGCUUCAUCUUUUCAUAUAGUCUCUCUCUCCGUCAUUUGCCUCCUCAUCUAUUUCUCCAUCUACCUGGUGUAUAAUUUCUUAUAUUUAUGAAUGAGAGAAAGGAGAAAGGAGGGAGGAGUUCUGUUUUAAUUUUUGUCCUUUUUUUCCUCCUCGCCACUCUUCCUUCCCUUUCGCCAAACCAUAUCAUUCCUGUCAGUCCCUCCUUGUCAUCUCAUGUCUAAAUGCUGUUUUCAGUUCAUCAUCCCCCAUCCUACGCCUCUUUAUGUCUCUAAAGUCUAAUGUUAUAUGAACUUGGAUGAAUUUUCUUCAAAGACAACUAAAAAACUCCUCAUGAAUGACUUUUUUUCCCCCUUUUCCUUCUCUUUUGGUCCCUCCACACCCAUUUUCUUUGCAUCACACUCUUGCGGGAUUCUUUAAUGUUACUCUAGAAAAGAGUUAAUUAGACUGAGGAGAAGAUCGAAGAGCGGAGAGCCGGCAAGCCGUUGAUCAUGACUGGCUAAAUUAAGCAAAGGCACAGAGUGAAAGAAAGCCAAAGAAGAAGGAAGGGAGGAAAGAAGACGAAGAUAAAGAAAAAGAAGAGGAGUACGCACACACACACACUGCUGCUCAUCUCCUCAUCUCCACGGCAACGGUGUUCACACAUUUGUAGACUUCUGGAAGGAGACCUCGGCGAAGCUGCACCACCAGCUUUGGAGGAGAAAGAAAGACAGUCGGAUGGAAAGAGGCGAAUGAAAGAUCGUCCCCUCACCACUCUCCAUUUGUCAUCUUUCUGUUAUCGAGGUCAACGCUGGCCUUUUAAGUUGAUGCACUGACACCGGCCCAGCUUCAACCCCUCUACGUUCCUCUUCCAGCCCGAAUCCACCUCAUCCCCCAAACUGUUAGACCCUUUACUCCAGUCUUCUGUGCGUGACUUCAUCUGCCUACCAUCCCUUCAUCCGAGGCUAUGAGAGGAGGAGUUGAAUCCCAGAUCACUCCAUCAUGCCAGUUCUGAAGAGUAGAGAGGAGAUCCGGGCUGGCAAUGUUCAAGGGACGGCAUUUACACUCCUCCACAAUGCUUGUCAGCCUCCACCCUUCUCCCUCUCAUCUUCAGGACAAGCGCUUGGUCUCCCCUUCUUCCUCCCACCAUCCUCCUCCUCUGGACCAGUCGUUCAAUCAUCCUUACUCUCGGCCUCGGCUGACCCUGCCCUUCCUCUCCUUGUCCUUCUCCCUGCUCAUCCUUUCCGUCCUUCUCCUGCCCGUUUGCGAGUCCCGCAGGGGUGGAGGUCAAGGAACGGGGCCUGGAGGUGCCCCGGGAGGUCAAGGGGGCCAGAGAGGAGGCAACACCCAGAGGGGCGUUGUCAUCCCUCCUCAGUACUCUCCCGGCUCACCGGCACUACCACCCAUCAAUCCCAAACUGAUCAACUCACUCAGCAUCGCCGUCAUCCUGGUGGGCAACUCUAGUGACGUGGCCCUGGGUGCUGGGCUCGAGAAAGAGGACUUCCUCCACAUCCCUUAUCCUCCCAAAGUCGAGGUGGUCACCAUGAACGAGACCGACCCGAAGAGCAUCAUCAAUCGGAUCUGUGGACAAAUGACAAGGAACUCGCUGCAAGGCGUAGUGUUUGGUGACGACACGGACCAGGAGGCCAUCGCUCAGAUCCUGGACUUCAUCUCUGCCCAGACACACAUCCCCAUCCUGGGCAUCAGGGGAGGCUCCUCCAUGGUGAUGGCAGCCAAGGACGACCACUCCAUGUUUUUCCAGUUUGGUCCAUCUAUCGAGCAGCAGGCCUCCGUCAUGUUGAACAUUAUGGAGGAAUACGAUUGGUACAUCUUCUCCAUAGUCACCACAUACUACCCCGGUUACCAGGACUUUGUCAACAAGGUCCGCAGCACCAUCGAGAACAGCUUUGUAGGCUGGGAGCUAGAAGAAGUCCUCCUACUGGACAUGUCAGUGGAUGACGGAGACUCCAAGAUCCAGAACCAGCUGAAGAAACUGCAGAGUCCUGUCAUCCUCCUCUACUGCACAAAGGAGGAGGCCAGCACUAUUUUCGAGGUGGCUCAUUCUGUGGGCCUCACAGGUUACGGCUUCACCUGGAUUGUGCCGUCGUUGGUGGCUGGUGAUGCAGACCACGUUCCCUCUGUCUUCCCUACAGGGCUUAUCUCUGUGUCAUAUGACGAAUGGGACUAUAACAUCGAGGCCAGGGUACGUGAUGCAGUGGCUGUCAUCGCCACGGCAACCUCCACCAUGAUGUUGGACCGGGGGCCACACACCCUGCUGAAGUCGAGCUGCCUCGGGACGCCUGACAAAAAGAGCUCCAGCACCGGCCACUCCAAGGAAAUACUGAAGUACCUCAUGAAUGUGACAUUUGAAGGUCGAAACCUGUCAUUUAGUGAUGAAGGCCACCAGAUGUUCCCUAAGCUGGUCAUCAUUCUGCUGGACAAAGACAGACAAUGGGACAGGGUUGGCAAGUGGGAGAGAGGCUCUUUGACGAUGAGGUACCACGUGUGGCCUCGAUUCGAGCUGUAUUCGGCGGCGGAGGAGCGGGAAGACCAUCUGUCCAUCGUGACUCUGGAGGAGGCGCCAUUUGUCAUUGUGGAGGACGUGGACCCGCUCAGUGGUACCUGCAUGAGGAACACCGUGCCGUGCCGCAAACAGCUCAAACUCACCAACCAAACAGGUGAUUCAGGGAUUUACAUCAAGCGCUGCUGCAAAGGUUUCUGUAUCGACAUCUUGAAGAAGAUCGCCAAGACAGUCAAAUUCACAUACGACCUGUACCUGGUCACCAACGGUAAACAUGGCAAAAAAGUUAACGGGACGUGGAAUGGUAUGGUCGGAGAGGUGGUGUUGAAGAAUGCCCACAUGGCAGUGGGUUCGCUCACCAUCAACGAGGAGAGGUCGGAGGUCAUCGACUUCUCCGUGCCGUUCAUCGAGACGGGCAUCAGUGUCAUGGUCUCCCGUAGCAACGGAACCGUCUCCCCCUCCGCCUUUCUAGAGCCCUUCAGUGCUGACGUCUGGGUGAUGAUGUUUGUGAUGCUGCUGAUCGUGUCCGCUGUGGCUGUGUUUGUGUUUGAGUACUUCAGCCCGGUGGGUUACAAUCGCUGUCUGGCAGAUGGAAGAGAGCCCGGCGGUCCCUCCUUCACCAUCGGUAAGGCCGUCUGGCUGCUUUGGGGUCUGGUUUUCAACAACUCCGUCCCUGUGCAGAAUCCCAAAGGUACCACCAGUAAGAUCAUGGUGUCAGUGUGGGCCUUCUUUGCUGUCAUCUUCCUGGCCUCCUACACUGCCAACCUGGCUGCCUUCAUGAUCCAGGAGGAGUAUGUCGACCAGGUGUCGGGGCUGUCAGACAAAAAGUUCCAGAAGCCGAACGAAUUCUCGCCGCCCUUCCGGUUUGGCACAGUGCCCAAUGGGAGUACAGAGCGCAACAUCCGCAACAACUACCGGGACAUGCAUGCCUACAUGACCAGCUUCCACCAGAAGAAUGUAGAUGAGGCCUUGUACAGUCUGAAGACUGGCAAACUGGAUGCCUUCAUCUACGACGCUGCUGUGUUGAACUACAUGGCCGGCAGAGACGAGGGCUGUAAGCUGGUCACCAUCGGGAGCGGCAAAGUGUUCGCCUCCACCGGUUAUGGCAUUGCCAUCCAGAAAGACUCUGGCUGGAAACGAGCUGUGGAUCUGGCCAUCCUCAUGCUGUUUGGAGAUGGUGAGAUGGAGGAGUUGGAGGCCCUGUGGCUGACAGGCAUCUGCCACAAUGAGAAGAAUGAGGUGAUGAGCAGCCAGCUGGACGUGGACAACAUGGCGGGGGUGUUCUACAUGCUCGGGGCCGCCAUGGUUCUGUCACUCAUCACCUUCAUCUGCGAACAUUUGUUCUACUGGCAACUGCGCUUCUGCUUCAUGGGCGUGUGCUCUGGAAAGCCCGGGCUCACCUUCUCCAUUAGCAGAGGUAUCUACAGCUGCAUCCACGGGGUACAAAUCGAGGAAAACAAGUCAACUAUAGACUCACCCUCAUCCACCAUGAAGAAGAACAUGAACAACACCCAUUCGAACAUCCUGCGGUUGCUACGCACCGCCAAGGACAUGACCGCUGUCCCUGGCAUUAACGGCUCUCCACACGCUGCUCUGGAGUACAGCCACAGCAGCCGGCCAGAGUCGGCCAUCUAUGACAUCCAGGAGCACCGUCGCAGCCUGGUGGGUCACCCUGUAGACUGCAAGUCUGCGCCGCCGUACAUGCCAGAGGACAACAUGUUCAGUGACUACAUCAGCGAGGUGGAGAGGACUUUUGGCAACUUGCCCCUGAAGGACAGCAACCUGUACCAGGACCAUUACCGGCACCACCACCCGGCCUCGGCUCUGGGUAUGUCCGGCCCCCCGCCAAAUAGGCCGCGUAGCUUAGGCAGCGCUAGCUCGUUGGAGGGGGGCAUGUUUGAUUGCGACAGUUUAGGGGGAGGAGUAGCUCCCAUCUUCACCACCCAGCCCCGCCCCUCCAUGACUCACAGGAACACAAGUAAAUUUGACCUGAUCGCUGGACACACCCCUACGGAGUCCAACCAGGGUGGGUUCAAGGGAAGCAAUGUGUACGGCAGAUUUUCUUUCAAAGGAGGCGCAUCCAGCACGGGGCUCAUCGGGGGGCAUGACAGGUACUGUGGUGGGGGUGGGGGUGGCUCGGGAGGUGACGAUGGGAACAUUCGCUCUGAUGUAUCGGAUAUCUCCACGCACACUGUCACCUACGGCAACCUGGAGGGCAACAACAAGCGACGUAAGCAGUACAGGGACAGCCUGAAAAAAAGGCCGGCAUCUGCCAAGUGCAGACGGGAGCAGGACGAGAUAGAGCUGAGUGGCUUCAGGAGGAGACCCCACCACCACACCGUCCAUCACCACUUCCCCCACGGACCCCUGGCACACCGCACGGUCUCACCUCCCCUGGAGCGGAAGAGGGGAGGAGGAGGGGGUAAUUCUUCACCUUAUUUAUUCCGCAAAGACAAAGAGAACCUGAGGGAUUUCUAUGCGGACCAGUUUCGCUCCAAGGAGGGCAAGGCCAAGUGGGAGCAAGAGGGUGGAAGUGGAGGAAGCGGUGUGGGCGGUGGUAGCGGUGGUGGUAUCUGUAAAAGCUUAGUACCUGUGGAAGACUUCCUCAAAGGUAAAGGAAAGAAACCAGAGUGUAAAAGUGGGCUUGGGACAGUAUCAGCAGGGCAGCAGGCCCAUACCUGCUGGGAAAAGGGGGGUUCUGGGAUUGGAGGGGGAGGCAUAGCAGGGGGUGACUGGGAGUGUCGUAACUGCCACAGUGUGUGUCACCAUAGCGGAGGUGUAGGAGGAGGUACAUGUCCAGCUAGCGGUGUCGGGGGGAGCAGCAGCCGCCCUAGCUCGGCUUCAUGCAAACGCUGUGACUCCUGUAAGAUGCAGCCAAGCAACCUUUACAACAUCAGCGAGGAUAAUAACAUGGUGUUCACAGGAGGGAAGAGUAGCGUAGGACCCAGUCAGACACAAACUCAGACACAUCGCAGGAAGCUAGGGCCGGGUGGGAGGGUGUUACGGAGGCAGCACUCAUAUGACACAUUUGUGGACCUGCAGAGGGAGGGAGCAGGCCGCAUGGGAGGGGUAGGUGGGGGCGCUGGGGGGCAGUUUGCCCAGCCCCGAAGUGUUAGCUUGAAAGAGAAAGACCGAUAUAUGGAGGGCCCCAGCCCUUACGCUCACAUGUUUGAGAGGUAUUCAGGUGACAGAGAUUCUCCCAUGUUUGGAGGAAUAGGCGGGGAUAGGGUGAAAGGAGGCUCCUCCUUCAGUUUGUUCCGUGGAGGCGAAGGUGGGUUGCACCGGCGGUCGGUGGGGGAGAGAGACCUGAGGGACAGAGAUAGAGCUAUGAUGGGAGGUGGGGGCUGUGGUGGUGGUGGUGGUGGUGGUAGCAGAGGGGCCGGGACUUACUCCUUGUCUAAAUCUCUCUACCCAGAUAAGGUGAACCAGAACCCCUUCAUCCCAACCUUCGGCGACGACCAGUGUCUAUUACACGGUGCCAAACCGUACUACAUCAAAAAGCCACAGACGCAGCAACAGCAGCAGCAGCAGCAGCAACUUCUCAACAACAGCCGAGGAGGAGGGGACUUCCGCGGCUCCAUGGGAGCAACUUCCUAUUUACCCGCGUCCGCCACCGCUGGGGUGAUGUCCAAUGUGGCCCCCAGGUUCCCCAAAGAGCUGUGUCUGGGCGGGGUGGGAGGGCCCAUGGGGAACCACCACGGGGGCAACAAGCUACUGCCUGGGGGCAGGGACACAUUAGGUUUGGGGCAGGGACAGAGACCCUUCAACGGUGCCAGCAAUGGACACGUUUACGAAAAGCUCUCCAGCAUUGAGUCAGAUGUCUGAGUGUGAAGAUGGAGGAAGAAAGAAAGACAGAGAAGAUGAAGUGAACAAAGGAAAUGAGGAAAGGAGGAUAAAGGAGAAACAGCACAGCCUGAUGACCUCUCUGCGUGAAGGGAAUGAGGAGACACGAUAGUGUGUGUGUUGUUCUCAACUCCACUAAAUGGAAAGAAUUUGGACAAUGCACAGAGGCCACUGCCGGCUAAGCUGUGGCGAAGUCCGACGGGAGACAAGUUUUUAAUGAGAAGAGAGGAUUCUGGUGCUGCUUCGACGCUCAGAGAGGGAUCUGAAAGGAGGGAGGGAGGGAGGAAGGGAGGGGAAAAGUGAAAUCAAAUCUCCAGUCUCUGCUCUUCACAUACUCAUUGUCUUUUCCUCCCUCCUGCAGCUCCUCAACACCAAAACAAACAUUUUGUUUAGCAACGGAAAUACAAUCAUGAAUGAGAAAUCAACACUUCUGUUGAAGUAACAGGGUAAACUAAUAAUAAUUGUAUCGAUAAUGUUAAUAAUAUUAUUGAAUAUUAUUCCAGUGUUUAAUGAUGAUCGGUUUGGAUUGUUUUUACAUUUUAUUUAUUUGAAUAUUUCAUGUUGCAUAUUUGUAUGAUGUUGAUUCUUUCUUAGCUUACCAACAUUACAGGAGACUGGUAGAUUGGCUGUCAGUUCAGAUCUUUUUUUGGGUUCCUGUAAUUUGGACUCUUCUUUGCUAUUAAUUCUUCAUGUUUGAUUUUUUUUUACUUUUCUUACUUUUGAUUGCUGUGAAGUGUAUGUGAAAGGCAUGACUUGCUGAGUACGUUGUAUGUACUUAGAAUUUUGCGAAGGUCUUUUUCAGCUGCAGAAGCAACAUCAUCAUACUGAUUUGCCAUUUUCCUCUCGUUUCUUUCUGCUUGGCAGUACCAAAUGGGUCUCACAUUUUCAGCUGGAUGUGCCUUAAUGGACUAAUACUGAUUUUCUAUCUGUCUUCUGUUGAUAGACAGGUCCACCUGCAAACAAUUAAUCAAUCGGUUUGAGAAUGAAAAUACAAAUAAAGUCUGAUAUGAGGGUAGAGCUUUAGGCGUUUAGACCUGCAGUAGAGGAAGCUUAAAUUUCUACUUGAAUCCCAAACCAAUAAAAGUACACAGUGAACAUUUCUGCUUGUACUAUUAAGUCCACAGUUAUUCUAACUACAAGUCAGUCCUUUAAAUCAUUUACCAAGAUGCGCCACAAAUUUUAUCACUUCUAACCUUCUCAUAACUGAUGACCCAGAAACCAACUAUAUCCAUUAAAUAGAUGUAAAUCGCACUUAAUGUGCGCUUGUUGCUCUCAUGGCGUUUCAUUGGGUCUGGCCCAAUUGGCCGUGACAGUUUUGCUGUUCAAGACAGAGUCAUAAUGGACUCUUAGAGAGAGAGACCUCUGUUGCUGGGAUGAGCAGUUAAUUUUCUCAUGAUUACUGUUACAAGCCCUGCCUGCCGUAUUAGGUGAUCACAUUUGAGCGAUGGGAGGAGUACAAGGGUUUAGUACUGGAUUGUAGUGCAGGUGUAAAGGACCUCAGCAGGCUCAUAAAUUUAACUAUUUGAGUACACAAUCCCAAAUCAUGGUCUCAUAACUUUGUUUUUAGCUUGGAUGUGGGAUAAACACUAUAAAAACAUAUUGAAUAGCGUCUCCCCUGCAAUUUAAAGGAAGAGUCUUUAAUUUUUUAAUCUUGCAGAGAACACUAAUAACACUUUUAUGUUUGAACCUUAAAUAUGAAUCUAUCCAUAAGCUUAUCUGAGCAUAAAGAGAUUUAAAAAAAAAAAAAAAAAGCUGCUAUUGAGGCUUUGUCUGAAGACAAAAAUCUCACCGAGCAGCAGCUCUAAACCUCUGUAAUACACAGGUCAUAUUUUACUUGCUUAAUUUGCACACAGUCUAAGGAUAGAAACAUGAGAGAGGUUGUACACUGCCCACAAAACCACAACUUCUGUUUUUAUAGAUUGAACAAAAAAGUGCAUUUCUGAGCUCUAAAGGUGCCAGCAGACAGAUUUCUUUACUUUCAGACAGAGGUAGGAUUGUUUGUUUAAUCCUUAUAAUUCGAAGUUAAGCUAAUUGACUGUAGCUUCAUAUUUAACAAACGGAUGUGAAAACACAGAUUUUUUCAUCGAAGGCCACAUGUACCUGGGUAUUUUUUUUUUUCAAAUUUAGCUCUUUCUAUGUGUUUUGGGCUUUUGCACUCAUGCAAACACAGUUUCAGGUCACUGGAAACAGACCUUUUGGAAAACUCCUUCCAGAGUGAAGAUGUUCAAAGACAUCAGUCUCUGUCAGCAUCAUCACAAAUAAUCUCUGUGCAUACAAACAUGCAUUAAAACGCAUAUUACGUGACCAUUCACAUACACUGGGCAUGCAGGCACGAAGCAGGAGGUGGUAGAAAAUACUACGGAGAAAGAACAUAUUUCCGCAAAUGUGCAACAGCCACUAGCAUAGACAAAGAGGUAAGCAACGCCUGUAAUUCGUUAUGUUGGUUAACCACUGGUAGUCGAGGCAUUUCUAACCUUCCAGUCAUGUGAUAGGAGUGUAUUAAAUCAGGUAAUGGCACAUAGUGGCAGCUAAUAACCAAACAAAAAGCAAACACUGGGUGUCUGCAUUGUGGUUUCCAAAAGUCUUUAUUUCUGCCCAUCCAGCCUGAACUGCAACCUUGGAGUUUUAAAACCAAAAGGGGGUCAGCAGUGUCACCCAGAGUCUCCAUUUUAGCAGUACAACACACCAGAGCAGUGUGGAUAAUAGAGAUAUAAACGACCGUUCAAAAGUUUGGGGUCACUUAGAAAUGUCUUAAUUUUUGAAAGAAAAGCAUUUUUUUUCCAAUGAAGAUAACAUUAAAUGAAUCAGAAAUACAGUCUAGACGUUAAUGUGGUAAAUGACUAUUCUAGCUGGAAACAGCAGAUUUUUAAUGGAAUAUCUACAUAGAGGUACAGAGGAACAUUCCCAGCAACCAUCACUCCUGUGUUCUAAUGCUACAUUGUGUUAGCUAAUGGUGUUGAAAGACUAAUUGAUGAUUACAAACCCUGAUUAGACCAUUGUGCAAUUAUGUUAGCACAUGAAUAAAAGUGUGAGUUUCCAUGUAAAACAUGAAAUUGUCUGGGUGACCGCAAACUUUUGAACGGUAGUGUAUAUAGUAGUGUUUUAAAAUGAAAACAGUUUAGCGUAGAUGUAGCCGAAGACUUCUGAUUUGUCAAAGCGUAGUUUGUUGGCAUGAGGUGAUUUUGUGCAGUGGCAGACAAACCAGAAUUAGUGGUGAUGCUAACCUUGCUAAUAAGACUUUUACACAUAAAUGUAGUUAUUUUUCCACUAUGCUGAGGAACAGAGGCGGCACAAUCAGUCCACAUACAUGAUGUCUUCCUUCCUACAUGCACCGCUGUUGGUAGGCCACCAGAACCACUCAUCACUUUUUUCCAGGAUUCCAAUUGGCCAGCAAGGCUUUGGGGUUCGGGCUAUGUCGGCACACAGCAGUGUUUCAAUUUUUGCUUUUUCAUGUGAACUGAAUAUUUGGGGUUUUUCUGAGAUCGAAGGAAGCAAAAAUAUCCCUGUACAUGUGGAUUAGAUCAGCUCUCAGCAAGAAAGUGUUUCCCACGUUUUCCUGUAUUAUCUCAGAGAGAACCUGGAUAUACAGUAAUACAGUAAAUCUACCCGAUUCUCCUCCCACUCAUCAGUGCUCAAACUCACAUUUUUCAUUGCAUGGAACAUACAAAAUAAUUUCCUUGUGUACUGCAACCUUGACUUGUCCCUCCACAGUGGGCCAUAAUCUGUUUCACAUGCUGAGAUUUUGAUGAAGGGAAGAUUUUGCCCUCAAGUCCAAAGUCCCGUUUGGAUUGUGUCGACUGCAGACUUUUUUGGAGAAAAAGAACAAAGGGGAGAAAUUGUGCUUAAAGCCAAUGGUACAUUUUGUGAAAAGCCUUUUGCUAUUGAUGGAUUUGUAGGUAUUUAUCUCAAACGACAGCUCCCAAAUCCACAGCAGGUCAUCUCUGCUCUAAAGAUAAAAACUAAAUUGUGUUUUGUUUAAUUUCCAGCGCGCUCUAUCAUUAAAAUAUUAGAAUUUCCUAUUUAAGACAACUUCUUUCCAUUUUCAGUCACUUAAACCUGACUUUUAGUCAUUUUGCCAAACCAAAUUUUAAUACCUAAGCACAAGCCAACUGAAUGGAGCUAAUAUUUACUUUGUUGUACAUCCCAGUCAAAACCUUAGAAGACUUUCCUUCUCUUGGUUGACAAGUCAGUAUGUAUGAUACUAGGGGGUCUCUAGUGUUUGUAAGGACUUGCAUGUCUACACUUAAUUUUUUUCUUUAUUUCUGUUUUUUAAAUCUUAACUUUUAGCCCAAAAAAAUGUGUGUUUUUGAACGAUAUUUGGAAUUUUAUCACUUUCACUGGUACUGAUGAUCCAUGUAGUACUGUAGGUGUGUGUGUGUGUGUGUGUGUGUGUGUGUGUGUUUGCUUGUUUGUGCAAGAGAAGACACCAAUCUAAGAGUCUAAAUUUUGGUUAUACUCAAUUAAAUAAGCCUAAUUUGAUUAAAAGUUUCACAGCUAGGCUAGAAAAUACUUUUCUUUUUUUUUUUAUUGUUGAUCUUAUACAAAGAUCAGUUUUCUUGAUAGUUUGUGUAGAUGCUUUUUUAGACAUGGCUGAGGUCUUGGUUAACACAUUCAUUGUCACUAAUGAAGCCUUUUCUUUUAUUUCAACUACUUAUCCUGUUUUUUUCCCCCUUUGAAUAUAUCUCAGUACGUUUCAUUAUUUCUGUUAUUGUAUGUGCCUGAAUACAUACGCUUGAUUACCUCUGUGUGUGCUCAUAUGGAAGAGAGACUGUGUGUGCGUGUGUGUGUGUGUGUGUGUGUGUGUGUGUGUGUGUGUGUGUGUGUGUGUGUGUGUGUGUGUGUGUGUGUGAGAGAGAGAGAGAGAGAGAUAUAACUGUUUAUUGUACAUGUACUAUAAAAAUUGUAUGUAAAUACUUUACCUCAUGCUCAUGGACUUUUGAUAAAAACUGUACAAAAUGGCAGAGAUUACAUCUAUUUGGGAUAAAUCUUUGAUUCGCAGGUCCCCUCGCAAAAUUGCUUUUGUAAUGACUUCAGGCCAGGAUAUGUGCAAUCAUUUAUUAUUACACACAUAGUGCACACAUUUAAUGAGUCACGGUUUGCAUUUUUUUUUCUUUUGAUUCUGAUUUGGUCGAAGACCGACUAAAGGAAGUUGUUUUUCUCAAGAGAGAAAUUGUGAAGCGCCAUCAUUAAUCGGUACCCAGAAAGCACAAUAGAUUAUCUAUUGCAUUUAUACAGAGGUAGUCUCUUUUCUCCUCUUUGGCUAAAUCUUCUGUUUUUUGUGUUUUUACCGCAGAAGAUCGAAACAACUCCAUCCCCGAGCUGUACAGACUGUGAAAAAUGUACAUACGACAAAAAUUUAGUUCACCCUUGCAUUUUUUGUAUGGAGAGAAAUUACUUGUGUGAAGAGAGUAUUUCAAAUUUGAUUGAAUAUUUAGUAAUAUUGAAAAUGAGAUUAAACACAGUCAAUGUGAAAAUAAGUGCUGAGAAAUAUUAUUCUUCUGUCUCUUUGGAAUAAAAGUGUUGAGUAUUAAUAAAAAAUAAGAAAUCCUA
This is a messenger RNA of Amphiprion ocellaris (clown anemonefish), 12241 nucleotides long. RefSeq names its product glutamate receptor, ionotropic, N-methyl D-aspartate 2B, genome duplicate b (gene grin2bb). Gene Ontology annotation, cellular component: plasma membrane; postsynaptic density membrane; postsynaptic membrane. The coding region runs from base 1370 to 6673 and encodes 1767 amino acids. Gene Ontology annotation, molecular function: transmitter-gated monoatomic ion channel activity involved in regulation of postsynaptic membrane potential; NMDA glutamate receptor activity. Lineage: Eukaryota; Metazoa; Chordata; Actinopteri; Pomacentridae. The record is from RefSeq and is a predicted model, not a curated record. The transcript has 18 exons. Gene Ontology annotation, biological process: monoatomic ion transport; long-term synaptic potentiation; synaptic transmission, glutamatergic.